GUGGAUCAUCUUCUCCGCUCAGAGUGGUUCACUUCACUGGAGACGAUCUUCGGUAGCCGGACGCUGUCACCGCGGUGCAUCAUGGUCCGGCACGGCGCUCUUUGCUUGUGUCCUGUGUGCUAGUUUGAUGCAGCAUGCUAACACGGACAACAACAACAACAACAACAACAACAACAACAACAACAACAACAACUACAACAACAACAACUACAACUACAACAACUACAACUACUGAAACAAAGCCCGGUGUGUUGGUUCAGGAAAGCCGGUAACUAGCGGCAGGUAACUGACUUGUGUUGUUUUCGUUUAAUGUCAGCACGAAUAUUAAUAAAUAAUAACUCCUGAGCUGAGAUAUGCAGCACAACAUGCUGUAGGAGUCAGUGUGUCUGUCAUGGACGAGCUGUAACUGUGGAGCAGGACUGUCUCCUCCUGUCCUGUCCAUGCUGUCCCUCCUGUAACCUUCUUUCACCUCUCAUGGAGGCUAAAGCUCAUCCACCUGUUCAUGGUUUGUGACUAUCAGCCCUUCAAACCCACUGUGGCAGUCUGUGUGUUGUGUCUUGAUGGAGAUGAAGCUACACAGGGUGAUGCUGGCAGGCUGCAUGACCUGCAGCAGGAUGUACAUGUUAGGUGGGAACUUUUAUUCAAAGCGCCUUUUCAGUUCUGGUAGUCCUCGGACUGGAGCCGUCCUGCUUUGCAGUGCUCGCACAGCACUCAGGUACACUGUGGCACCUGGAAACAGAAAGCUGGGACUGUCCAGCAGGAGCUCCAGUCAAACACCGCCUGUGUCUGGAUGUCAGGCCAGAAGAUCUCCGUCUGCUGCGGGGAGGAAGGAGAACCUGCUGCAAGGAGGUGCCACCUGGCCUGCUUCCUUUAUCCGCCACAGAGUGACGGACGCCCCUGUUUCCAGUGUGCCUCCGGCUUUUGUUGUGAUGAAGUUUGACCAAGAGGGGAAUGUGACAUCAUUUGAAAAGAAGAAAACAGAGCUGUGCCAGGAGCUGAGUCUUCAGGCCCGAGACCUUCGCUUUCAGCACAGUACCAGCCUCACUGCCAGAAACAACUGUAUUAUCAUACGAAUGGAGUCUUUGAAGGCCAUCGUGACCCCGCAGUCCCUGUUGGUGUUGGAUUUUCGUGGUCUUGGAUUGGAACGUUGGCUGGUAAUGGACCUGGCCUCUCAGCUGGCAUCGCAGACACACUCUCUGCCCUUUGAGUUCAGAGCACUAGAGGCCAUACUGCAGCACACGGUAAACACUCUACAAGCUCGGCUAAAUGAUGUUGAACCAGUGAUAUUGGACACGUUGGAAUCCCUCGUAGAUCCUAAAAUCCUUUCUGCUGACAGAAGUAAACUUCAUAUUCUGCUGCAGAACAGCAAGAGUUUAUCAGAGUUGGAGACGGACAUACAAGUUUUUAAGGAUUCCUUGCUGAAGAUUUUGGAUGAGGAUGAGAUCAUUGAAGAACUUUGCCUGACCAAGUGGACAGACCCAAGAGUUUUUGAGGAGAGCAGUUUGGGCAUUGACCACGCUGAGGAGAUGGAACUCUUAUUGGAGAAUUACUAUAUGCAGGCUGCAGAUCUGGGGAACAAGGCCAGAGAGCUGAAAGGGCUGAUAGACGACUCUGAGAGUGUCAUCUUUAUCAAUCUGGACAGCCAUCGUAAUGUGAUGAUGCGGCUGAAUCUGCAGCUGACGAUGGGCUCCUUCUCCCUUACCUUAUUCGGUCUGAUAGGAGUUGCCUUUGGAAUGAAUUUGACGUCAAACUUUGAAGAGGACCCUCGUGUUUUCUGGCUAGUAACAGGCUUCAUGUUCUUGGGCAGUGGACUGAUCUGGAGACGACUGCUAUCAUUUUUGGGACGACAUCUAGAUCCUUCAGUGCCCACUCUGAUCCCUCCAGUUUGGAAGAGAAAUCUGAAAACAUCUGACAUCAAGGCGGGAGUCAGAUGAUGUUCUACCUCCGCUCUGUAAAAUGCCACAGAACUCCCACAGACUCUGCAGCUUUAAAGACAAUUGUUUUAGCUCAUUGGACCUCCUAAAUUCUCUACAAAGCCUGGAGAUUUUUAUUUUUUAACAUACCUCAUUGUUUUACUUCCCCGUGCCUGCAGUAGAAGUUCAAACAAAGUGUAUUAAUGUUUGGAGAGUGACUCCAUCUGUUCUUCUGUGUCCCUCUCAUUACAUUACAUUUCUUGUUCUACAUUGGGGUUAUUCUUGAUAAACGAUUGGAUGUCUUCAUAUUAUGUCAUCAUAUGUGGAUAAAACAUGUGGGCACAGAGUAUUGCUCACUGGAUGGAUGCGUAGGCGAGUGACAGCGUUGGAGCUGAAACCAAUAACAAGCCAACUAAUACGAUAACCACCUACACGCAGUUGUAUGUUCCCUCAUUUCAGAAGUGAGAAAAGCGUGUUGGAAGGAUUGAAUCCUAUUAAUUUAAAUAAAUGUGAACAAAAUGAUAUUGUUAAAGUUUAAAAAGUGUUAUUUCCUCUGUGAUCACUAUGUACGUAGGAAUUUACCUUUGCUACGUAGUUACAAUGUGUAACAUUUAAAUGUCAGUUAGACCUUAAGUCCUAAAUUUAUUUCUAAAGAAUUCGUUUGAUGAUAAUCUGGUAUCUGAUGUGAUUGUCAGCAUCACUGAUUAUUAAUUCUCAGUGAUUUCUGAUGGUAAAAUGGCUGAGCUGCAGUCUUAUAAAAACAUAUCACUGGUUAAGCUUGGUUUUGAUAUUGUGUCUCACUUUGUUACCAUGAAAGAAGUACGACUUUAAAGCUGUUCCUGUUUGCACAAGAGCUGUUAGUAUUAUAAAUGUUGAAGGUUGAACCUCAAUGAAAACGUGUAAAAACCAUCUACCAAGAAAAGCUUUGUCAUUAGUACAUCACCACAUUAAAUAUGUUGACAACUCAUGCUUUACAGCACUGGUUUCCAGCCUGGGUUUCAGGAAAAUGCAGAUGUGAUUAACAGGACAGGGAAACAGAAAAAUUGUUAUUGUUAAAAUUGUUAUUGUUAUUGGAUAAUUUUUACAUCUUUGGAUGAAGUGGUCGAAGCUGAUCGACAUAUGCAAUAGGUGACAAGGGAUCACUGGUAGAUAUGGCUUUAUUUUCAGAGGUCACGAGCCGCACAUGUUGGAUAGCACUGCCUUAACAGAACUGUGUAUUUUUUGACUGUUGUAACCCUGUGUUAUAUUUAAUGCCUAUAAAAAAUAUUUAAAAAUA
This is a messenger RNA of Larimichthys crocea (large yellow croaker), 3189 nucleotides long. It is a transcript of the gene mrs2, whose product is annotated as magnesium transporter MRS2. Gene Ontology annotation, cellular component: mitochondrial inner membrane. The record is from RefSeq and is a predicted model, not a curated record. Gene Ontology annotation, biological process: mitochondrial magnesium ion transmembrane transport. The transcript has 12 exons. Lineage: Eukaryota; Metazoa; Chordata; Actinopteri; Sciaenidae. The coding region runs from base 561 to 1934 and encodes 457 amino acids. Gene Ontology annotation, molecular function: magnesium ion transmembrane transporter activity.